AUGGCGCGGAUGUGUUCAUCUGUGAUGAUGAUUAGAAGAAACUGGCGCUGGUAUAUUACAGUAGCAUUACUAUGUAUAAUUAUAUGGUAUUCAUUACCAUUAACCAGUGUAAUGACCUGUCGCAAUCCUGAAAGCACAACAACCGAGCCACAUAUUAUUUAUGGAAAUGAACAGAAUGAGGUACAAAUCCUGAAAAAAGAGAAUGUGGAACCAAGCCCCACGAAAAUAAAUGAAAGAUAUUUGGUAUAUGUGUGCGAUGACAAGAAUAAAUGUGGUGGUUGGGGUGACAGACAGAGGGGAAUAGUUUGUUCAUUUUUUCUUUCUAUGGUGUGGAAACGGACAUUUAAAAUUGUGCUCACCUCACCAUGUGAUAUUAGACCCUAUUAUCAACCUACCAAAGAAUAUAAUUGGAUAUUCACCGAAGAGGAAUUAAAAGGAUUGCAAUACAAAACUAAUAAAACUCUUAAUUACAUGGCAAACUGUACACUGUUGAACCUAAACCUGAACGAGUCCGAAACAGCAGAGGUGUUGUAUGUAAAAGCCAAUUGUUACAGUUAUGAAAAGAUAGUAAAGAAUUAUACUAAGUUUUUACCAGAUUUUUUAAAAAACAUACAUUACAAAAAUCGUGCAUUAAUUUUUCGAGAAGCAUGGAACAGAUUAAUGAUUCCCACAGAAAGACUUACGAGUCAAGUAUCGAAAAUAGAGUCCAGUGGCAAAAUAAAUCUGGACGCUAAAACAUCUGGGAAUGAACUAAUUUGUGCACAUUUAAGAAUUCGUCAUUGUGGAUAUUUUCCUCGCCCUUUUAAGGGAUUACCCCUUUCGGCUGUCUCUAAGAUUUGGGAUUUUAUUGAUGACAAUUAUCAUGAAAAAUCUAGGAUUUUUGUGGCCACAGAUGACCUCGAUGUCAGAAAAAGUGCUAUAUCUAAAUACGGUGCAAGGUAUAUUGGAAGUUACGCCAUGGUAAUACAUCCAGAUAAUAUGCGAUUCAAUUUAACAUUGGCUUGUAGUUCUCAAGAAGCUGCUUAUGUGGAUCAAUUGAUGUUAUCGAAAUGUAAUGUUCUUAUUUACUGCAGACGUAGCGGUUUUAGUAUACACGCUUCAUAUUUGAAAAUUAAAGGGGGAGAAAUAUAUACCAUCCAGGGGCACACCAACACCAGUGUUUCUCUGAAGAAAAGAACAACUUAG
Lottia gigantea (owl limpet) is the source of this 1185-nucleotide messenger RNA. RefSeq lists its product as hypothetical. The record is from RefSeq and is a predicted model, not a curated record. The transcript has 2 exons. The coding region runs from base 1 to 1185 and encodes 394 amino acids. NCBI's taxonomy places the organism in Eukaryota, Metazoa, Mollusca, Gastropoda, Lottiidae.